Penicillium daleae is the source of this 1698-nucleotide messenger RNA. RefSeq lists its product as uncharacterized. Gene Ontology annotation, cellular component: cytosol. Gene Ontology annotation, biological process: glycerol catabolic process. Lineage: Eukaryota; Fungi; Ascomycota; Eurotiomycetes; Eurotiales; Aspergillaceae. The coding region runs from base 1 to 1698 and encodes 565 amino acids. The transcript is spliced from 5 exons. Gene Ontology annotation, molecular function: glycerone kinase activity. The record is from RefSeq and is a predicted model, not a curated record.
AUGCAGACCAAGCACUUCUUCUCCGAUCCGAACCAUCUGGUUCUGACCGCACUCAACUCCCUCACCCUCACAAACCCAUCCCUGGCCUUGGAUACCCAAAACAAGAUCAUCUUCCGCCGCCCUGAUGCCUCCCGCAGACCUGGCAAGGUCUCCAUCAUAACCGGCGGUGGCUCGGGCCAUGAGCCUGCAUUUGCGGGCUUCGUUGGUAAAGGGUUCUGCGAUGCCUCAGUUGCUGGAACGAUUUUCGCCUCGCCCUCGGCGGAGCAGAUUCGCCGUGCUGCUAUUGAUCGGGUCGCGACGGACGCUGGCGUCCUCAUUCUUCCGAAUAACUAUACCGGGGAUGUGCUGAACUUUGGUAUGGCCGCGGAGAAAUGCCGAGCUGCUGGUAUUCGCACCGAGUUCUUUGCGAUUAACGAUGAUGUCGGCGUUGGUCGGGAGAAGGGUGGUAAAGUCGGUCGUCGGGGUAUUGCUGGUGGCGUGCUCAUCUUGAAGAUGACCGGUGCUCUGGCGGAGGCUGGUGGUUCUCUCGAGGAGGUGCAUAAGCUCGCACAAUUCGCCAAUGAGAAUCUGGUCUCCAUUGGUUCAUCCUUGGAGCACGUCCACGUUCCCGGUCGUGGCGUGCCGGAGGAUUUCAUCCCUAAUGGCGAAGUCGAGAUUGGCAUGGGCAUUCACAAUGAGCCUGGAUCUCAUCGCACCAAGGCCAACCUGGUUGAGACGGUCUCGACUAUGCUCACGCAGUUGCUGGACCCGAACGAUACUGACCGCGCCUUUUUGAAGCGCAACCCGGAUAAUGAGUUCGUUCUGUUGGUCAACAACCUGGGUGGUGUUAGCCCUAUUGAGCUGGCCGGCAUCACCGACGAGGUGCACCGUCAGCUGGUCCGUGAUCACAAGGCCAAGCCUGUCCGGGUCCUCCAGGGUACCUUCCUGACCAGCCUGAACGGUAUGGGCUUCAGCAUCUCGCUGCUGCAGCUGGCCGACAAUGGCCUGGGUCCGGGCAAAUCCAUGCUCGAGCUGAUCGAUGCCCCUGCCGAGGCAGUCGGUUGGGCUGCCCCCAUCAACACCUCUACAUGGAACGAGCGUAUCGACACGCCGGUCGAGCUCAAGGUGUCCAAUAUCGUCGAGGAGACACCGAGUAAUCUGAAGCUGGACCCGGCCAUCAUCAAGAAGGUCCUAAGCGCCGGCCUUCAGCGCGUCAUCGCCGCCGAGCCCGAAGUCACCCGCUACGACACGAUCGUCGGCGACGGCGACUGCGGCAUUGUCCUCCGCAUCGUCGAAGUCGUCGAAAACGUCAUGGACGGCACAUCCGGCGCCAUCUAUGCCAUCUUCCUCAACGCGCUCGCCCACGGCCUCCGCGACCAGGACACCGGCUCCGGCUCCAAUCUCCCCGUCACAUCCGAAGUCUGGGCCAAAGCGCUGAAACACUCCGUCACCGCGCUGGCCAAGUACACGCCCGCGAAGCCGGGUGACCGUACACUGAUGGAUGCGCUGGUGCCGUUCUGCGAUACGCUGCUCGAGACGAAGGAUGUGCGGGUUGCGGCUGCGGCGGCGCAGCAGGGAACUGAGUCGACGAAGAGUAUGAAGGCUAGUCUUGGGAGGUCGGUUUAUGUUGGUGGUCAGGCGGAGUGGAUUGGGAAGGUGCCUGAUCCCGGUGCUUACGGGCUUAGUGAGUUUUUGACGGGGUUGGCGGAGGCGGUUUAG